This is a messenger RNA of Plasmodium malariae, 960 nucleotides long. Its product is annotated as conserved Plasmodium protein, unknown function. Gene Ontology annotation, molecular function: small ribosomal subunit rRNA binding. Gene Ontology annotation, cellular component: small-subunit processome; nucleolus. The coding region runs from base 1 to 960 and encodes 319 amino acids. Lineage: Eukaryota; Apicomplexa; Aconoidasida; Haemosporida; Plasmodiidae. The record is from RefSeq and is a predicted model, not a curated record. The transcript has 2 exons.
AUGAAAAUUGACAAGAAGAAGGAGUUUAAAAAAAAGCUAACCAUGUGCAUUUCCCUGCUGCAAGUGUCAGAUCCCCUAAAAAUAAUUAUCGACGAAACUUUCAUUAAAUUAUGCAUUGUUCAUAAAAUUUGCAUAAAAGAUGAAUUAAGUAAAUUAUUAAAUAGGCAGUUACUUCUUAUGACUACUAAGUGUAUAUCCCAGUAUGCAAAAAAAAGUCUACAAGAAGAAACUGCAUAUGGAUUAAGGAAAUUAACACAUUAUAAAUGUAAUCACAAUGAAGAGAAUAUAAAAGACUCUGUUAAUAAUUUUUUAAAAAAAAAAAAAAAUGAAAGCAGUAAUAUUUUUUCUGUAAAUUAUUUUGAAAAUCAAGUAAAUGUUACGCAUAACUUUGACAGUUUGUAUAAUGUCAAGAGUCAAAUUUGCAAGAAGGAGAAUAAAUCAAAUCAGGAAAAUAAUAAUGAAAAGAAUGAACAACUUCAGGAAAAAACCAGUGAGAAAAGAAUAGAAAACGGUCAAGUAUAUAAGGUGAAAAAUAAUAUAGAGAAUGUGGACAAUACAAAAGGAGGUGGACAUAACCAACCAAAUGACUCUAACAUAUGCGAAGACCAUGGGGAGGAUAACAAAAGGGGAGAGAGUAAUGAACUUUCAGAUUCCAUGAAAUGUAUAAUCGACCUUGUAAAAAACAAUAAUGAAAAGAAAUUUUUCCUGGCGACCAACAACUUAGAGCUACGAUCCUUUUUGAGGAAGGUUUUCAUAGUACCCAUCAUAUAUAUAAGCGAGGGGGGAGUAAUAAAAAUGGAAAGCUUAUCUACAAAAAAUUUAAAUAAAAAAGAAAAUGUGGAGUUAAAGAAAAUGAAGAUGCUUAAGUGGGAACGCGAGUUAAAAAAGUCUGAACAGAGGAAGAAUGGGACGAACAUCAGAAAAAGUGUUAAAAAAAAAAAAAAAAAAAAAAAAAAAUAA